AUGCCGGGCUUCACCUGCUGCGUGCCGGGCUGCUACAACAACUCGCACCGCGACAAGGCGCUGCACUUCUACACCUUCCCCAAGGACGAGGAGCUGCGGCGCCUCUGGCUGAAGAACGUGUCCCGGGCGGGCGUCAGCGGCUGCUUCAGCACCUUCCAGCCCACUACCGGCCACCGCGUCUGCAGCGAGCACUUCCAGGGCGGCCGCAAGUCCUACCUGGUGCGGGUGCCCACCAUCUUCCCCCUGCGCGGCGUCAACGAGCGCAAGGCGGCGCGGGCCGCCCGCCGCCCCCGCCCCGCCGCCGCCGCCGCCGCCGCCGCCGCUGCCGCCGCCGCCGCCGCCGCCGCCGCGCAGGGCCCCGGCCCCGCCGCCGAGGCCCCGGCAGGGGGCGCGGCCGAGGACGUGAAGCCCAUCGACCUGACGGUGCAGGUGGAGCUCGGGGCCGCGGCGGCAGCCGGCCCCGGCCCCGGGAGGCUGCCGGUGGCGGUAGGGGAGGAGGGUCCGCUGGAGGGCGGCCCCCCGGACCACUCGUACUCGCUGUCGUCGGGCACCACGUCGGAGGAGCUGCUGAGGAAGCUCAACGAGCAGCGCGACAUCAUCGCGCUGCUGGAGGUGAAGAUGAAGGAGAUGAAGGGCAGCAUCCGCCGCCUGCGCCUGGCCGAGGCCCAGCUCCGCGAGGAGAUCCGCGAGAAGGACCGGCUGCUCCACGCCGCCAGCGCCGGGGCCCGCAAGCGCCACGGGCUCUGAGGGCGGGGGGGCUCCCGGCCC
This is a messenger RNA of Cygnus atratus (black swan), 768 nucleotides long. RefSeq names its product THAP domain containing 11 (gene THAP11). Gene Ontology annotation, biological process: regulation of transcription by RNA polymerase II. The transcript has a single exon. The record is from RefSeq and is a predicted model, not a curated record. Gene Ontology annotation, cellular component: nucleoplasm. Bases 1 to 747 code for a protein of 248 amino acids. Gene Ontology annotation, molecular function: RNA polymerase II cis-regulatory region sequence-specific DNA binding. Lineage: Eukaryota; Metazoa; Chordata; Aves; Anseriformes; Anatidae.